Molecule: messenger RNA, 1326 nt
Organism: Volvox carteri f. nagariensis
Lineage: Eukaryota; Viridiplantae; Chlorophyta; Chlorophyceae; Chlamydomonadales; Volvocaceae
Exons: 9
Cellular component (GO): mitochondrion
Molecular function (GO): metalloaminopeptidase activity; manganese ion binding
Source: RefSeq, a predicted model, not a curated record
CCACAGCUCCUUGCACCGCGUGAGCUGACCCCCGGCAUAGAGGCGUCCGAGUACCGAGCGCGGCGCCACCGGCUGAGUCAGCUGCUGCCGCCCGGCGGCUCUGCGGUACUGCCCGCCGCGGCCACGACGUACAUGUCCGGCGUCAUCCCAUGGCCGUACCGCCAGGACCCGGACUUUUUCUACCUAACGGGCCUUAUGCAGCACGGGCUAGCCGUGCUUACAGCACCGGCACCGGGUAAGGCAUCCAUUCAAACCCACGUAAGCCUGCUGGGCUAUCCAAGUCCAAAUCAGCGAGAGAGGUGGGAUGGCGCCAGCAUCGGGCGGGAAGCUGCGCUGCGAAUAUUUGGCGCUGAUGAGGUUUAUUGGAUGCACGAGAUGCCUCGGAAGUUACAAGAGCUGGUCAAGUCCUCCGAACCCAUCUUGUACGACACGGAUCGGGUGGGAGCUUACCACCAUUCGGCCCUCACCGUUGCGCUUCGCCCGGCGCUCGAGCAGCCGGGUCGCGUCGCGCCGCUGCGGCCCUUGCUCCAGUCCUUGAGGCUCGUGAAGAGCCCGGCUGAGGCGGCGCUGAUGCGCACGUCGGCGGCAGUCGCCUCCGCCGCGGUACGGCACUGCAUGGCGGUGACGGCACCUGGCACGACGGAGUACGGCCUGGCGGCAGCGUUUGAGUACGGCAUCAAGUCUGCGGGCGCGCAGCGACUUGCGUAUCCUACGGUGGUCGCCGGAGGCCCCGACGCGUGCACCAUCCACUACGGGCGCAACGACAAGGUGCUCCAGGGUGGCCAACUUGUGUUGAUGGACGCGGGGGCCGAGUACUGGGGCUACGUGUCCGACGUGUCGAGGACUUGGCCUGUAAGCGGGACCUUCAGCGGUCCGCAACGUGACGUGUAUGCUGUCGUACUGGAGGCGCACCAACGCUGUCUGGCCGCCUGCCGCCCGGGCUCCUCCAUCCGAGAGCUUCAUGCUCUUUCCAUCGACAUCUUGUCGGAGGGUCUGCUGGAUCUGAAGCUGCUGCCCCGGGCAUCCUUGGCGGAGAUACGCAACCACCUGUACCGUGACUUCUAUUGGCACAGCCUGGGCCACUACCUGGGCCUGGACACCCACGACACCCCUCUCAUAGGACAUGACCGCCAGCUGGAGCCGGGGACGACCAUCACCGUGGAGCCCGGGUUGUACAUUCCCGACCUGCCUCAGUUCGGGGUUUUCCGUGGCAUCGGUGUGCGCAUCGAGGACGACGUGCUGGUGACGUCAUCUGGUUGUCGUGUGCUCAGCGAUCAGGUGGGGCACUGUAAUUGUACGGCAUCGUACGGGAUAGUACGGGAUUAA